This is a messenger RNA of Tribolium castaneum (red flour beetle), 1169 nucleotides long. RefSeq names its product luciferin 4-monooxygenase. NCBI's taxonomy places the organism in Eukaryota, Metazoa, Arthropoda, Insecta, Coleoptera, Tenebrionidae. The transcript has 3 exons. The record is from RefSeq and is a predicted model, not a curated record. Gene Ontology annotation, molecular function: CoA-ligase activity. Bases 133 to 1092 code for a protein of 319 amino acids.
AAUAAUUACAACGAGGAAUUAACUCCAAUUGACUUGAACCCCACCAAAAAAGUUGCCCUCAUUUUAACAUCUUCUGGUACCACAGGCUUCCCAAAAUGCGUCCAACUAACCCAUUUAAACCUACGCACAACAAUGUUAUAUGCCAUGGACCCAAACUUCCUCGACUUGAACCAGAACGAAUCAACCAUCGCUUUUUUACCAUAUUUCUACGUUUUUGGUUGUGCUGUCUCUCUUGCUUCGAUUCUAAGUGGUUGCAAAUCAAUAGUUAUGGAAAAAUUUAUCCCCGAUUUGUUUUUGGCCAACAUACAGAAGCACAAAGUUACCAAAUUGUUUGUGGUUCCUCCGAUUUUGCAAUUUUUGGUUAAAAAUCCAAUGGUUGGGAAAUUUGAUAUUUCCUCAGUUGUUGAUAUUUUGUGUGGGGCUGCUGUUGUUGGUAAAGAAUUGGAAGAAAUGGUUCAGGAACGGUUCAAGGUCAAGUCGGUUAGGCAAGUUUAUGGUAUGACAGAAUUAUGUGGUGCUGCGGCCAUGAUUCCCAAAAAUUUUCAAAAAUAUGGGUCUUCCGGUAAAGUGGUUUCCUGUACCCAGAUCAAAGUUUGUGACGUUGCAAAUGGAAAAACACUGGCAGCUCAAGAAAUUGGGGAAAUACGGGUUAAAGGCGAUGGAACCAUGAAGAGUUAUUUGAAGAAUGAAGAAGAAACGAAGAAAGCGUUUGAUGAAGAAGGGUUUUUGAAGACUGGUGAUUUGGGUUAUUAUGAUGAGGAAGGUUAUUUCUACAUCGUUGACCGUUUGAAGGAAAUUAUCAAAUAUAAAGGGUUUCAGGUAUCACCAGCUGAGUUGGAGAAUUUGUUGAUACAACAUCCUGCUGUUAAAGAUGCAGCUGUUGUUGGACUUCCUGAUGAAAGAGCCGGAGAGUUACCUUUGGCAUUUGUUGUUAAACAGGAUCAAAAUGUGACGGAAAAAGAAUUGAUUCGAUUCAUUUCAGAGAAUGUUUCUGUCCAGAAACAUUUGUAUGGUGGAGUUAGAUUUAUUGAAAACAUUCCGAAAAAUUCCAGUGAGAAAAUUCUAAGACUAAAACUACAAGAGCUGCUAUGACGUGGAUUAUUAAUAAAUAUUUCUUAUAUGUGUUUAUUUAAGUAAUAAAAUAAUAAUCAUUGGCUAUUUGCUUUUAA